Messenger RNA from Aspergillus vadensis CBS 113365, 519 nucleotides. RefSeq lists its product as uncharacterized. The transcript has a single exon. Gene Ontology annotation, biological process: transmembrane transport. Gene Ontology annotation, molecular function: transmembrane transporter activity. The record is from RefSeq and is a predicted model, not a curated record. The coding region runs from base 178 to 519 and encodes 113 amino acids. NCBI's taxonomy places the organism in Eukaryota, Fungi, Ascomycota, Eurotiomycetes, Eurotiales, Aspergillaceae.
UUCACACCGAGGCGAGAAGGGAGGGAAAGGCUGGCGCUUCUGGGUAUCUACUUCCUAACAUCAUCUUUGACAUAGAAUAUAUACUAACACAUAGGGGAACUACUAUAAACCAUCUUCAUUGCAUUAUCCAUAACAGCCAUUCUCUCCGCCCUCGACACCUCGGUCAUUUCUACCGCCAUGCCUACCAUCGUGCACGACCUCGACUCCAGCUCCGCUUACGUAUGGAUCGCGAACGCAUACUUCCUCACUAGCACUGCGUUUCAGCCGCUCUAUGGCCAGUCGGCUAAUAUAUUUGGCCGACGCAGUCUAAUUAUUCUCUCUGUUGUUCUCUUCGCCAUCGGUUUUGCUGUCUCUGGCUCGGCCAGAUCUACAAAUGUCCUGAUCGUCGGACGUACGAUCCAGGGCGUAGGCGGCGGGGGCAUCAACGUGCGAAGAGAGUCCAAGACCGAAAUGCACAACGCGUUGGCGAGCAGCGCGUUGUGUAUUUCGGUCUUGGACUCUCUUCUUUUCGCGUUUUGA